Messenger RNA from Ostrea edulis (European flat oyster), 4754 nucleotides. RefSeq lists its product as uncharacterized. The record is from RefSeq and is a predicted model, not a curated record. The transcript is spliced from 20 exons. Bases 1242 to 4601 code for a protein of 1119 amino acids. Lineage: Eukaryota; Metazoa; Mollusca; Bivalvia; Ostreida; Ostreidae.
UAAUCCUUCCAGAAAUUAUUAAAUAUGUUCAAUAAUUUCGCGGAAAGGUAUAUUACGUAUAUAAAAGACCACCCUAUUUCGUAUUUUCUUGAGUUCAAUACAGCUUCGAUUUUCUUCGAUCGGACAUAUAUAUACCGCGUGCUUGGUGCCUCUAUUCAAUGCAAUAUUCAUUGGUCCAUUAGACAACUUCCAUUGGCCGCAUUACACAGAAUUUCCGUUAUCGCAGAUUCUCCGCUAGCAGAAAAAGACACGUGUUUUACACCUGUCCCAGCUGGGAGUAUGGAAUCGUUGAAUACCUGAGAGUAAGACAACUUGCCGCUUCUGAGUAUAACGUAACAGUCCUACUUCUCCAACACUAACAGAUGAAAAGGCGGAAUUUUCCAAUUCGUUCUGUAUUUGCUUUAGAAAUUUGUCGAAGAUAAUGUCUAUAUAAUUAAGUCAGUGCGGGACCUUGGGUGACGGACAAGGUAUUUGUUUAAGGACUCGAAAUGAUAGCGUCCUUUUAUAACUUUUAGUAUACGACAUCAACAAGAAAAAUUACCAACACUCCCAAGAUAUUCGUAAUUAGACGGCAGGACGUUUCGGAGGGGGGCAGCCUCUGCUUUUGAGAUCUGGUGAUUUCAGAUUAUUUCUUAACUUUGACAGUUGUGUAUUAUCAAUUGAAACGAUCAUGGUUUUUAAUUGAAGUGAAUUUAAAUUCCAAUAACCGCCAGCCUUCUAUUAUGUGCUGUAUAUAAUUUCCUUUUCACAACACAAUGCGCAGUGUGUUUUCCACAGACCAACAGGUAGAUCGGGAUUAAUCCAUGCCUCUCUGUGUUGCAAUGACUGUGACAUCUCAAGGCUGUUGUUGAAUGUUUCGGGCACCUGUUGUACAAAGUAAACCUAUCUGCAUACCGGGUAUACGGACAUCUACCACUUUCAUGACCCAGUUGAAGAAUCUGCUUCAUUCAUUGACGGUGAAGAUGUAACAAUUUGGAGAGCAUUUUCUCGGGACAUUUACUCGGAAACGAUUACGUGUUUGUUUUACGGUAGUUCAUAUUUACCGAAGUCGUUUUGAAGUCAGUUUAUUACAAAUAGGCCUACAAUGUUUCAAUUUUAAAUCGAUUCUUCAAUCUCCAUAAAACGUUUGGACAGGACCCUGGGGUGUCAUCAAACGGGGAACAAACGUUUAUUGUAAAUGACUGGAAAUUUGGAUUCUGGUGCAAUUCCGUGGAUGUAAACUUUUGUAAGAUCCAAGCCAAAUGACGGUGAACUCGCAGAGAUUGUCAGACGUUCAGGAUAGACUGGAGAAACUUCUAACAGACAAAAAAUGUCUCAAUUCCAAAGUCACUUCAGACGCAUUCUCGGGAUUCAGAGCCGCCGUCAGCAAAGUAAAGGCUGGUCAGACAGUGGAUUUAAGUCCCUCCUUAAAGAAAUUGGAAAUCAGCCUUAAAAAUGAGGGGUCCUACAAGAAUGUGAAGGUUGGAUUUGAAUCUGCCAAAACCGAGAUUAACGAGCUUUUAGGAACUGUCGAAUCGUCCCCAAAAGCUCGACCAUCCCCCAAGGUUUCACUACAGCCAGGGAAAUUGGACUCGAAACACUCAAACCCACGGGCUGUCACGGUAACACUUUCCAACAGUUACGCCCGUCAAAAACUCCGUGCCAACGGUCCCGGAUACCAGAGGCCCACCAUAGAACCGGACGCUCCGCCAGCUAUACGCACCAGGAAACCGCCCGUGGAGAUAAAAGGAUCACAGCCCAAGAAUACAGGACCGGAAGAACUAUCAUCUUUGAAUAAGACAAUUUCCCGACUGUUUAAUCAUCUAGAAAUCAAUAAACUAGCCAAAGAAGCUGACGCCAAACACACGACUACCAGACCUCGUCACGCUCGGCGGUCACCUAGUCCCCAUCGGCGUCACAAACGUGAGGAACAUGACGUCAGGGAACUUCUGGAGAAGUUGCAGACGUUUGAGGACGAACUUCAGAGGAGAAGAGAAAAACAAAACGAGGAAAUACUCAGUUUACAAGCUCAGAUUCAGAAGUACAAAAUUCAGGCAUCGGACCAAUCAAAAGAACUGGAGAGAUUACGGGGGGUCCACUCUAUCACCAAUAAAGCAAAAGGCCGCCACGUGGGACUGAUAGAAGAAAGAUAUCAAGAAGAGAAGAAAGAUUUUGAAACGAAAUUAAAAGAACUUGAACAUCAUCUGAAGAAAAAAUAUGAAAGUACAAUACAUGAGAAGGAGAAUGCAGAGAGCACACUGCGGACAGAUCUAAAUAAGCUGAAGCAAGAAAUACAGCGGCUGGGGGGUUUAACUUCCGGUGUUAAGAUAUCAAAGAGGCCCCGAUACAGGACAGAAACCGAGCUUUACAACAUUGAAGAACUGCUGUCAACACUGGACGUCGCAGCAAAGGAUUUACAGAGCCACCAAGAUAAAAAUAAAGGAAUGGAAGAUGGUGCAUCUGUCUGGAUAAGUAAUUAUAUAGAACUGGAGAAGGAGAUCACCAGAUUCUGUCACGAUCUUUCGACAUCUUCACAAAAUAAACAGAAGGUGACGAAUAACCCCGGUUCUAUAGCGGACUUAAAGGCCAUGCUAGAGGAAACCAAAGCGCAUGUCCUUGCCCGAUUCCAACAAAUAGAGGUCAAGGACAGGACUAUACACGACCAAGACCAACAACUCGUAAGACUAAGGCAGUCCGGUAGUUUGCUGACUGAACUGGUUUCUGAAAUCGAGGCCUCCUUCAAAGAACUACAGUCGUACACACAACGUAGUCAAAGCACUCUGUCCGCACGAAGCAACUCUAAUCUUAGAUCUAUAGACAUGCUCAAGCACUUACGCCUUUAUAUUAAUGAAUCUUCUAGUGCAUCAAGAGGAAAAGACAAGUCUCUGAAGGACUUAGAGAACGAUCUAGUGGCUCUGGAAAGUCGCAUUAAGAACUUAGAUGCGGAUGUCACGCCUAACUACACAGACGACAAUAUACACGGCGACACGCCCACUCCCACGCGACAGCUGUCAAUUGUUAGUCAAAGUUACGAGGGCGUGUCUGAGUCCUGUGGCACGCUGCUUAAGAAGCUCGAUGUUGUGCAGAUAGGAUUUGUACAGAUUCAGAGACAGAAUAAACAAAUGGUCAGUGAAAUAAACUCUCUAAAGAAAGUAUCGGAGUCAUUUACCAAGACCAAGCAAGAUCUGGAGGGAAUUUGUAAAGUUUUGGGCGUGUCACUUCGUGACGUAGAUACUUCUAAUGUAUCUCACGUGGUCCGAGUAUGUAGAUCCGGGGCGGAGGGUAAGACGAAGGAAGUGGAUAUCAAGGAAGGGAUUAUCCAGAAAACAAGAUCAGACUUGGAUAAACUCCGGGAGGAUAUUCACAUCUUAUGGGAGUAUGUCACUGUCAGUGACGACAGCGCCACCUCCAAAUCAUCAAGCGGAGAUAAAGCUGACAGCGCUACUCCUGAUACCAAGACUGUAGAUCCUAAACAGUCUAGCUCUGGCAAGACACAGUCCAACACUAAGGAGGACAUGGAUCAGAUCCUUAGACAGUUCAACAAACUCAAGGGAGAAAACUCUACAUUAUACGCGACACUAAAGGAAAAAGAUGGGACUGUGAUUGACGCUGAGAGCAAACUGAAAGUAGAGAGAACGCACCUGGUUCAGCAGGUCAAGGACAGAGAUGAGAAGCUGGCACAGACCCUUAUAGAAUGUGAAAAAUUGAAAACAGAGGUAGCUAAAGCUUUAACCGACAAAAAAUCAGCUGAAGACAAUGCAAACAAAGAAAAGUCGAGCUUAAGCCAACUCAAAGCGCAAUUGGUAGAAUUAGAGGAGGAAUUCACCAAGGUCAAGGACACAUAUGAAGCUCGAGUUGAUGACCUACAGAAGAAACUUAAAGAAUCUGUAGAGGAAACAAAUAAACUGUCCAAGGACAACCAGAAUCUAUUGACCAGAUUGAGCUCGGUAGCCAGCGCUCAGCUGACCGAUGCCAAUCCGUCCGUGGCUGACUUGAGUGACGUCAACCGGCCUACGAAGAUUGCCGAGAAGUUCUCGGAACUUUACGACAACGAGUGGACCGACGCGUUUGAAGCUCUAACUACACAGUACCAUAUGAGUGAUAAAGAGGCUGUAGACACCCUGCUUAGGAUUCUCAAGGACUGUUUUAACUUCGGUAAAGUGGCCGCCAGCAGCCAGUUGUCAGAACUUCAAAAGGUUCUCCUCAUGCUUCACACGACAGGCAGGACAAGGCAGACGGUGGUGUUGUCCAGUGUUAAGAAGCUAUCCAAAGAGGACACAAAAUCAAUUAAAGACGUCAGGAAGGCGUGCGCUGUCCAUGCCACCGGAGCUGUCCGUAAGCUGUUUAACGACACGCCUGACGGCCGGACGGCACUCAGCGAUUCUCAGCAAUCGUCUUGCGCUAACUUCAUUGCCAAGGCUGUAGAGCUAUGCUGGUUCAUGAACAUUCAAGAUCCUCCCCUCGCAGUCACGUGGAAUGUCAAACCCGGCGAAAUUUGUGACAACACACGUUAUAAACAGUUCACACAGUCCGGGCAGUUUGUAGAGUUCCUGGUUUGGCCCCCAUUAUACUUGUUCAAGGACGGGCACCUGCUGAGCAAAGGCGUGGUGCAAUGUAUAUGAUUGUGUGUUUUGAUAAAUCUGUAUUAGGACGUAUCCUUCAUAAUAUCAUUUGCCAAAAUUAUGCAAUAGUUGCUGUUAUGUAUACAAUGUUUUGUUAUUUUCUUUACUUUGACAUUUUGUUAUGGCAUGAAAUAAACCAAUAUUUCUUUUUAA